Messenger RNA from Phoenix dactylifera (date palm), 798 nucleotides. RefSeq names its product thioredoxin M-type, chloroplastic-like. Gene Ontology annotation, cellular component: cytoplasm. Lineage: Eukaryota; Viridiplantae; Streptophyta; Magnoliopsida; Arecales; Arecaceae. Gene Ontology annotation, molecular function: protein-disulfide reductase activity. The record is from RefSeq and is a predicted model, not a curated record.
GGAGGGAAAGCAAUCCGUGCCUAAAACCACAAGCACCUCUAUCCACCUUCUCUUCAAAACCAGCCAAAGUUAACAAGGGAGGGGGAAUGGCUUUCGAAACCUGUUUCCAAAUGAGCACCAUUGCUUCCACAACUACAGCAACUAGUAGAGCCAGAUUUUUGCAUGCCCACCACCCCUUCUCCUACAAGGAAAGGCAUAUUUGGCCGGCAAGCCAUGGAUCAAAGAGAGCUAUUUCAUCCCUCUCAUCAUCGCCGACUCCAUCCACAUCGAUCCCUUCAGUUAAUAACCAUCGUUCCCGUUUUGUCUGUCAAGCUAAAAAUGCAGUAGAUGAAGUAUUGGUGGCCAAUGAUGCGAACUGGGACAACAUGGUCAUUGGAUGUGAGACACCAGUAGUGUUGGUAGAAUUUUGGGCACCUUGGUGUGGUCCAUGCCGAAUGAUCACGCCGGUGAUCGAUGAAUUGGCCAAAGACUAUGCUGGAAAGAUCAUCUGCUGCAAGGUUAACACCGACGAUUGCCCGAACAUUGCAUCUAAGUAUGGGAUUAGGAGCAUCCCAACUGUUCUGCUCUUCAAGAGUGGAGACAAGAAAGAGAGUGUCAUUGGAGCAGUGCCAAAGAACACCUUGUGUGAUAUUAUAGACAAAUAUUUGGAAAUGUGAUUAGGUUCUUAAUUGUAUGGUCAUGUAAGUGUAGACCAUGGUUGUCAUGUUACAUCAUGGCAUUGUAAUUUCAUAAAGUUACUGUCUGCAAGUUUCUCUUCUUGUAUUCUUUUUGAUAUUUCUGAAAUCUACAUUCUCUAAA